Messenger RNA from Sungouiella intermedia, 1089 nucleotides. Lineage: Eukaryota; Fungi; Ascomycota; Pichiomycetes; Serinales; Metschnikowiaceae. The record is from the annotation of a GenBank genome assembly.
AUGAAGUUUCUUCCUAUCCUUGCAUUAAUACCCUUUUUUUGGAGCCUAGUAUGGGCUGAAAAAGCUCUCCCCAAUUCAGAAGUGUUCUUCGUGGAUUCUGUCGAGUCUGGACUCGAGCCCAUGAGUCCAAACUUCUCCAGGUUGUACGACAUUAUAUCAGAGUACAGUCCACCUUUCGAUAUUGAGUCAUUGGGUUUCCUGAAGAGGGAGGUGAAUCAGGCUACCGCAGACAGGUUGGCCCAGUUGAUCGUCGCCGUCAAUCAGUCAGGAGUCGUGGGGAAUGUUUUGCAUGAGGUUGCUCUGUCCACCGAGCAGUUGGAUAAGAUCUCGAACAGCAUUUAUUCCUUGCUUACCAAAUUCAUGACCUCAGGCUCUUCAUCCAACUCCUCAAUUGCCAUCAACAUUACUGAAACGAUGCACAUCGUCAUGAACUCUGGCUUGAUCCAAUCUACAGCCCACAACUUGCUCAAAGAUGAUACUCAGCUCAGAAUGUUUGCUGAUAGUGUAGGAGAAAUCAUGGUCAACUACACAUGGGUACCUGAACUAGUGAAAUACUUGGGUGAGAAAGGAAAAAUUUCUUUUGACACUAUUUUUGAACUUGCCAGAAAUUCAAAAUCCAAGGACCCCGGCUUCCAGGGUGCAAACUAUGUUAAGCGGUCGUUGGGGAAGCGUGCUGACAACUCGUCUUCAUCGUCCGGAGCGUUCAGUGGCUCAUUGCUGGCAUUCAUUAACAACCUCUUGGGUAGUGCGUUAUCUUCGGAGCUCGCGUCAACUUCUUUGGAGACCAUCUUGGCUGCUGUUAACCAGAGUAACGUUGUGGUUCCAACAAUCCAGGCAGCUGCAGGCGAUCCAGUUCUUCUUAAAGCUGUUGGUCACAUUGCCAAUAAUCUCUAUAACUAUGGUGUUUUCGACUACAUUGACAUCAACAGUUACUACCAGAAGAUGAGAAAGGAUGGUACUUUAACCAGAGGAGCACAGCAAGUGUUUACGGAUCCUGUGUGGUCUCCUCCUAUUGGCAAAAUUCUCGAGCAGUUGGAGAAUACGGGUGUUUUCGCUCAGAUUCAGCGAAAUCUUUACGGCUCCACAUAA